Molecule: messenger RNA, 327 nt
Organism: Juglans microcarpa x Juglans regia
Lineage: Eukaryota; Viridiplantae; Streptophyta; Magnoliopsida; Fagales; Juglandaceae
Product: blue copper protein-like
Exons: 1
Coding region: 1-327 (108 amino acids)
Cellular component (GO): plasma membrane
Molecular function (GO): electron transfer activity
Source: RefSeq, a predicted model, not a curated record
AUGACACUUAACGAUACAGCAUUCAACUGGACUGGAACGCACAAUUUGGCAGAAGUAUCAAAGGCCGAUUAUGAUAACUGCACCAAGGUAUCAAGUUACUUUGGUAGCCCUCUUGUAUUCACUCCUCAAUCAACUGGUUCUCACUACUUCAUCUGCACCGUGGAUGACCACUGUGAACGGGGUCAAAAGGUGGCUCUCACCGUUUUGACCCCAGAUUUCACCGUUGGAUCGCCGGCCGAACCACCCGUGUCCUCCGCUUCAUCUCUGACAGCAGGUGCCUUAUAUGCAGUGCUCUCCACCGCAGUCUCUUUCUUGACUAACAUCUAA